Messenger RNA from Rotaria socialis, 438 nucleotides. Lineage: Eukaryota; Metazoa; Rotifera; Eurotatoria; Philodinida; Philodinidae. The record is from the annotation of a GenBank genome assembly.
AUGAUCGAUCGAAUAGUUGCACUUCGCCUAUCAGAUGAUCACGAUACUCCGCAUCAAAUUGGUCUAUUCUUCUCGCACGGUUUCACUCUACAUCAAUUUGCUCAUUUACAAUCAUUAACACUCUAUGAUGUUCAAUCGAACGAAACAAUUCGUCGUAUUCUUCUGCAAUGUUAUCUUCUUGUUAAUAAAGUUAGUGAAUGUAGUAAUCUUACAGUAACAUCGAUAGCUGAAACAAAAGCGUAUAAAUAUUUUGAUCUCUGUAAAGAAAUUAUAUUCCGUUUUAUUCCUAUGUGUAUUCUUGUAUGUGUACAUUGUCUUUUAUUAUCAACUUUACGUACUGCUUGUAAAAAAUUAAAAACACAAAGAAAAUCUUCCGAAUCAAUAAUAUUAGCUUCACCAACAGUCCGUCUUCAAUCAAUAACAAUGAUUUUGAUGUAA